GGGAAGAGUUCAACAGGCUGACCUCUGUGCACAUGUGAGCUUUGCAUCAUAUUUUUUUCAGGCGUGUUUAAGUGUUCGGAAUCGGUGCUGGAUUUUCAAUAUUCCGACAUAAAUAGGACACAAGGCAAAAAAGUUCAAUCAUGACUUCAUUGGCUUCUCAGCUGAAGAAACUUGCCUUACCCCAGACGCAGCAGAGUCAGUUGUCUAGAGACAGAGAAAAGGCAUCUUUGUUGUUUGAUCCUAAAGAAGCAUCAAGUUUAGACAGAGAAACUUUUUAUGCAUUAGGGGUAAAUGGUCUAGAAGAAUUGAUAGGAAUUGAUCCUUCAUUCCAAGAUUACGAAGUCACGUUAUUCGACGAAGCAUCAAAAUCUCUGGAGAGAUCCAUCCAAUCGGUUGAAAUAAACCAAAAACUGAACAAAAAGAUAUCUGAAUUCUUGUUGAGAUUGUCACCGUAUUUUCUGUUGAAGCCAGCACAGAAGACAUUGGAGUGGUUGAUACAUAGAUUUUAUAUACACCAGUAUAAUGUCGAUGAUUUGUUAAUGUGCGUCCUGCCGUAUCAUGAGACUAUGAUAUUUGUACGAGUUAUACAGCUAUUAAAAGUAGCGGAUCCCACACAUAAAUGGCAUUGGCUUCAUCCAAUACAGAAACCCGGGGUAGCCCUUGCAAGAUCAACUUUACUAAAUCACUGCUACAAAGAUGCUGGAUUUCUACAUUUUAUUUGUGAAAUGGUUCCCAAGUCUAUCAAGGCACAUGGUGUAACGUCGUCAAGUACAGCAUCUCUACGAGUUCUAUUUUCAUUUUACACCUCCACCGUAAUUGGUAUGAUAGAAUACUGCAAUACAGUUACCGAGAUAUUGCUGUCGAACCUGAUACCGUACAUCCUAAAAGGAUUGAAAUCGACGUACUCUGACUACAAAGCGGCAUCGUACAUGAUAAUUUGUCAAUUGGUGACAAAAACUACACUGAAAAUGAACUUUCUUGAUCCAUUUAUCAAGUCUGUAUGCAAGCAUACGAGUGGUGAUCUAGCUGCCGAGGCUGUCAUGUGUAUUGUCGUAAUCUGCCAAACACAGAAGAUUGAAAAACUGCCAAAAAAGGCUGUUAAAAGUUUAUCAAAAUUGGAUGGCAUAAUACAGAUAUUAGAGCAGUUGUCGUUAUCAACAAAUAUAAGACCAUUCAUGGAAGUAUUUCUACAAAGAAUUGUAACAAAUACUUUUGCUGAAGGCGUUGCUAUGGCAACAAGUAGUGAGGGUGAAAAUGAUUUUUCAGCUGGUCCUGUUUAUAGUACUUUACUUGAGAAUGUCAUCCAUGAUGUUGCCAUGACAACAGAGACCGUUGAUAUAUUAGCAAGGUUAUUGAUUCAGGAGUUCUUGGAGUUCUCACUUGAUGAAGACAAACGAUAUUCAACAGAAAAUGUACAGGUUAUAAAGGAAAAAAUCCAUCCGAUUAUACAAGCAUUGGAACAAAAGUACCCAGUUUCAGUUGAUAAAGCUUUGGAAAAUAUGUUAAAAGAAAUUGAGAGCCAAAAAGAAAAAGACAUACUGCAGGAGUUCAUAUCCAUGACAGUUUCAAGAUCCAAAUAUCAGGUUGUUGAUGAAUCACAGACUUCACUCUUAUUGAGUUUAAAUCAUCCUAGUGGCAGGAUUAGACACUCUGCUGUCAAGUAUCUGCUGACUAAGAUACAGACUGGUGAAUUGGAUGAAUUCUAUCAAGAGUCUUUGCUUCAGAGGCUUUCCGAUGAUGACCCCACUGUAGUGAAAGCAGUAUUAGAUUUAGAUGAGAAAUUGGUUGAUGUGUUGCCAGGCGACAAGCUAUAUGUGGCUCUAUGUGGAUUAUUGAGUGUUUGGAGUACUCAUUCAAAUGAAUCUUGGUGGAGUAUUGAACAUUGUGUCCUAAGUAUUCUCUGUAGUCAGAAUUUUUUUAACAAGAUGGCCGCCAAGAUAGAUGACUGUGCAUUGGCUGUACUGCCAUAUCUUUAUCUAGUGAGAAGUAAAGAACCACUGAAAGAGAAACAAAUAGCUCUAACUAUAGCAACAUCUGCAUUGUCUAAAAAACACAAAGUAUUGGCUAACCUCAGUGAAAGUUACGUUGCACUCACUGCCAAAUCCAACAAGGAUACAGUAGCUGAAGUGAAUGAACGCACGGUUACAAAGAUUACUGAAAAUAUGUUGAAAAUGAAAGAAAGUGAUGUCCUGAAAAUGAUACACUUGCUGUCAGAUCAAGUGACAGACCACAGUACAAAUCUAAGAGUUAAAAUGGUGGCUAAAUUCAUUCUGGCAAGUUUAGUUGCCAUGUCAACAAACAUUCGAUUGCAGCUUUCUAUUGCUACCACCCUGUUGUCAGCUUUAGGAGAUGAUGUCAAUAGAAUAAUCGAUGUUGUGCCAAAGAAUAUGGAUGAAGAUGAUCUGGAUACCAUGGAAACUGAAAUGCUGACUGCUGAUACAUCACACAUCCACUGUAAAGCCUUAAAAGUCUUGUCUAAAAAGAAAAACCGAAUGGUUAAGUGUCCCGAGUUUGCGGAUACUGUGUUUUGGUUGUUGGAUAGCAUAGUGAUGAAUAUUCCCUUGCAGACAUUGUUGAAAGGAUCACAUUGGUUGAAUUGUGAUAAAAAACCAGACAGCCAGGAUACAGAAUAUAUCAAAUUGUUGUUAAAACUUUUUGAAUAUUUUACUGCUGGGUCAGCUGACAGCAAAUCAGCCAAUCACGUUGCUGCAUUUAGGAAUCUAUUGAAGAAACUGAUUGAGCAUCAUUUAAAGGAAAGAUCUAAACUUUGGAUGUUUUUGUCCGUUAUGUGGACCAGCCAUUUUGAAGAGUUCCCUCUAGUGCCAGCAGUUGUUCAAAUGCGUGCACUUCAUAUUGCCAAUACCAGUUUCUCUCAUCUAGCUGAUGAGGACAUGCAGGAUCUGUUUAGAAAAGACUCCUUAGUGAUACCAUCUUUGCUGGUGGUUCUUUCCUGUUCAAUUCAACCAAUCAGAGCCGCUGGUGUUUUGUGUUUGAAGACCAUUGCUAAAUCAUGUAGUGAUGUCAGUUCUGUGUACCAGUCACUAAUCACUACCCUAAUCUCUCACACUGAAGAGAUUACAGCUGAUCCUAAUCACAUUAAACAGACGUUAGAGAUUCUUUUUGCCAAUGUUAUCAUAGUUACAAAGUCAGUAAGCCCAAAGAAGAAAUCUACCAAACAGGAUAGUGACAUUAGGAUGUUGUUAUCUUGCUUGUUGGACAUCGUUGUUAGCACUGAUGUGCCAUAUCACGUUCAACAAAAUCUUUUGGCUGUCUUAUCUAACGUCAAUAAUAAGAUGAUGCUGUUUAAAUUAUUACCAAUGCUGGAGAAUAAAUUGGAGAAGAUGAAACAGAAUAAUUUGUCCAAAGCGGAGUGCUUAACUGUACAAUGGAUUAUACGUCAGUAUACAAACGUUGUCACCGAGGUCUUAGAAGAUGACUCCCUGGCAUUGGAUCUAUUCAUGAAAUGCUUAAAUCUACAUGAGCGCCUUCACAACACGGUAGCAUCACCACAAGAGCUAGUGCUUCAACAGAUAACCAAAGAGUUUUAUUCCAGUAUCCCAUCAUCCUCAGUUCAGCAAAGUAUACUCUGUCUAUUAUUUGACCUCCAUGUUGACAGUACAAGUUCACAGACAGCUACACUGAUCAGUAAGACUUUAAAAGGAUUACGACUUGACGCUGAACAGAUAAUCAUUGAACUGAACAAAGUCAACAAAUGCACUGGAGCAGCCACUGUCAAACAAGCAAAGCGAGUUAAAAGGCAAGAGAAGGCAACAGAUGAUGGUGAUAAUGUCUUUGAGAGCAGAGAAUGGAUGCGAAUUACUCUGAUUUGUGAAUUUUUACAACACAAAAAGAAAAUCAACAAUUCUCAGCUUCUUGUUCCUGUUCUGUUUAACCUUCUGUCACAGUGCUUUGAAGCUGAGACAGCUGACCAGAUUUCUACGGAAUAUAUUAAACAGUUAAUACUGAGUUCUAUACUCAAUAUUUGUAAUAAACUUUCACCGGACAACAAACCGUUGCCCUCAGAUGUACUGACUGAAGAGCAGUUUAAAGUUGAGUUGAUAAUUCAGUGCAUACGAGUCUCGGACAAUCCACAAACGCAUCACCAUGCCAUGUUGCUAUUGGCAACUGCUGCUGGUAUAUUUCCUGAACAUGUACUUCAUAACAUCAUGUCAAUCUUUACGUUUAUGGGAACUAAUCUACUACGGCAAGAUGAUUCUUACAGUUCUCAAGUAAUCAAUAAAAUUGUUGAAACGGUAAUACCUGUCUUGAUUAAGGCAAGUGAGGAAGAAAUCCUAAAAGAAAAACUUGGAGGAGGGAUAGAUGAGAUUGUUGCCAUGGUGAUCCAGGUAUUCGUUGAUGCAUUGCCACACAUUCCUGCUCAUCGUAAACAGCCGGUGUUUCAUCAACUGAUUGGUACGCUUGGAGGAGACAGAUUUUUGUGGAUGACUGUCGUACUGUUGUUGGUAUGCCAUGUAGACACAUCUACACAGAAGGAUGACGUGGUUGAUAAGGGUAUCACUGGUUUGAAUACAGAUAUUGAAUUCUGUCUGUCAAUCUGUAAUAACUGUGCACCCCAUGUGCAAGUCAAUAAUAUGAUUAAAAUAUUGAAAUAUCUUGGCACAUUGCCAGAAGACAAAGAAGAAUCUGCAACCCCUCACAAGAGAAUCAUAGGAACAAGACGGAAAUCACAACUUAAGAAAACUCAUCAAUUAUUUGAUGUUGAGAAACAUACAGCUAAACAAUUAAGACAGUUCAAAUAUACUGUGGUUAAUUUCAUCCCCCAUUUAAUAUCUAGUUCUACUUACAUUAGUCAGGUUGCAGCUUUGUCAGUAGAGGAAACAAACACUAUGAAAACACUAUAUCAAAGUCUAUUAGAAGAAAACCUACGAUACAUUGCAUGUAUAGCCAGAUUGCUGGAGAAAAACCAUGACAAACCCACUGUGAAAUUCUGGAGAGCUUUGUUACAUAAAGCCUAUGAUGUAUUGGACAAGAUAAAUGCAUUACUACCAACACAUAUAUUCAUCAAUGUGGUAUCUGGUCUCAUGCAUAAUGACAUCGCUGCCGUACGACGUAAAGCUAUGGAGUUAUUAAAUAACAAACUAACGCAACAUAAAGAACCGUUCAAUGAACAACAGGUGUCACUUUUACUUGCGCUUGUUCCAGAACUUGUAUCAGUAACCAAGGCAACCAAAAUAGUCGGUGGUGGUUUGUCAGAACUUGAUGUCAACCGACAGACCGCCCUCUAUAGUCUCAAGUUAUUGUGUAAAGUGUUGGGUUGUGAUAAUCCGCAACACUUUACUCCAGUAAUGGAUAUCGUCACUAAAGUGUUCUCAACAAAAGACAUCAACUCCCAGGUUGCUGCUAGUGCACUGCUAUGCUUGGCUGAGCUGUGUUCCAGUCUGAAAGCCCAUUGUAUUCCUUAUUUGAACAAAUUUAUGCCUUCAUUGGUAACAAUUCUUGAUAAUAAGGACCAUCUAAAAAGUCAUGAUUUGCUAUUACUGAGUGCAGUUACUGCGUUACAUAAAGUUGUGGAUAAUCUGACUCACUUCCUGAGCCCCUAUCUGUUGGAUAUUUUGACAAAGGUGUCUGCUCUGUUUGCGCUGGAUAAAGACGAGAAAUCCCAACUAACGAUGAGACUUAAAGCAAUUCAUCAGAAGUUAUCUUCCACUGUGUCUCCAAGAGUUCUUCUACCUGUCAUAACACAAUGUUAUCACCAUGUCGUAGACGAACAUGAGCUUUCAAUUAUACCUUUGAUGUCAGUCCUUGGGGAUAGUAUUUCAAGUAUGUCUAAAGAAGAUAUGACUGCUCAUCAGACGUCUCUACUCAAUCUAUUCCUGUCUGUAUUCGAUUACAGAGCAUCUCAUCCUCAGGUAUCUAUGGUUACCAUUGAAGAAAUUGAAAGAAGUUCCAUAAAUGCUUUCUUGUCAUUGGUUAUGAAGUCAUCUGAAGCAACAUUCAAACCAAUAUUUUUCAAGCUCUAUGAUUGGGCUACACAGACUGGAGCUCAUAAAGAGAGGUUAUUGACUUUUUACCGUCUAUCUGAUAACAUAGCUGAAAAGCUAAAGGGAUUAUUUACUCUCUUUGCUGGACAUAUUGUAAAAAACUGUGCUACUUUGUUGAAUGACAACAAUUCUUCAAAAACAGAUUUAAAGUUUUUUGAGAUCGAUGGGGAUGAAGAUGAAGAAGCCCAGAGUGUAGAUGAGAAAUCUACUUUGUUGCUACAAUACAUCAUUGGUUGUCUUCAUAAGUGUUUUCUGUAUGAUACAGAAGGAUUUCUGAAUCGGGAGAGAUUUGAAUGUUUGAUGCAACCAAUAGUAGAUCAGAUUGAUAACCUACAAGGCGGUAUUGAAGUCUACAAAGAAAGAAUGACAUCAUAUCUUACACCAUGUAUUGGUCAGCUGCUUGUUGCUGCUGGUGAUGAUUCGUCAUGGAAACCGCUUAAUUAUCAAGUUUUGUUGAAGAUGAGAAGUGAUUCUGCAAAGGUCCGCUUUGCUGCACUUACAGUGUUACAAGAAAUUCAUAGUAAACUUGGUGAAGAUUUUCAGAUUCUGAUUCCAGAAGCUAUUCCAUUCUUGGCUGAACUAUUAGAAGAUGAAUCAGAAGAAGUUGAAAAACAGUGCCAUCAAGUUAUAGAAGAGAUUGAGAAAACAUUUGGGGAGUCGUUACAAAAAUAUUUUUAAUGACAGAUUGAAAAUUAUAUAACUUUUUAUAACUUUUUUUUUGAUUUCUUGUUGAAAUGUAUUCAAAGAAGUACAUUGGCUAAGCAUUGUUAUACAAGUUUCCAUAAAAAUCAUGUCAGAAGGUGGCC
Saccoglossus kowalevskii is the source of this 6808-nucleotide messenger RNA. Its product is annotated as HEAT repeat-containing protein 1. Gene Ontology annotation, molecular function: snoRNA binding. Gene Ontology annotation, cellular component: 90S preribosome; small-subunit processome; t-UTP complex. The record is from RefSeq and is a predicted model, not a curated record. NCBI's taxonomy places the organism in Eukaryota, Metazoa, Hemichordata, Enteropneusta, Harrimaniidae. Gene Ontology annotation, biological process: positive regulation of transcription by RNA polymerase I; maturation of SSU-rRNA from tricistronic rRNA transcript (SSU-rRNA, 5.8S rRNA, LSU-rRNA).